GCUCCCUUGCUUGGGGCUACUUCAACUCAUCGCUGGGGAGGGGAAACUGAAGUACAAGGCUUCAUUUUCAGGCUCACUGCCAGACAAGGCAGAAGUGGGGUCCCCGGAGACGCAGAUGGGGGAACACCUACAGGGUGGGGCUUGGGCCCCCAAAGAGCAGGCCUGGGUCCCCUAGAAGUAUGACCUACCUGACAGACAUCUGAACACCCCUAAAUGCUCCCACGAGGAAGCGGGUCCGUAGACGAGCAGCGUGGUCAAAUGAGGUCUGAAGCAGGACUCAAACUACAUGUGUCCUGCUCAGCUAAACCUUCAUUCACCCCAGAGGUGCUGGCUGUGAGGCCACUGAGCCUGGCCUUGGGGCAAUUCGGUUAUAAAUGCAGACACCCAAGGAAGAGUAUGUCCCCUCUCUGCCUGUGUCCCGCCUCUCCUUUUAAAUUUUUUUUUUAAAUUACAUUUAUUGCCCUGCCCCGGCGUGAGCGUGAGCAUGUGGAGCUCGGAGGGCAGUUUGUGGAGCCAAUGUUCUUCCACCAUGUGGGUCUCAGGAAAGAAACUCGGGUCCCUCCCUAGGCUUGGUGGCAAGCUCCUUUACCUGCUGAGCCACCUCACUGGCCCUCUUCGGUAGUCCAGGCUGCCCUCGUGGAGGCUCACAACUGCCAACUUGGCAGUUGGCGACCUGAGGCAGCAGGAUUGGUGUAAGUUCAAGACCACCCUGAGCGAGAACCUCUCAAACAAUAACACAACAAACCGUGCAGACUGAGCUUCUGAAAUAGAAGGCAAACAGAUAGGAAAUACAGACAGAUGGUCUAGGCGCCAUGCUUGCCCAGUUGCGGACCUCCCUCCGGGAUCACCCCACUUUUCACUGUAACUUGGGGGUUACAAGCAAGGAAAGUGGGGAUGUGUCCAAAGUGUGUAUGGAGUAAACAAACCACACUGGGCCUGGGCUCAGAGGCGGGUCCCCAGUCUGGUGGACGGAGUCAACCUGCCCUGCACGCAGACCACCUCUUGACCACGGCUCCGUCCCUCUGCCUCAGUCCCCUCCCCACCAUCCAGCCACCCUGUUGUGCUGUGUCGCAGGCGUUCCCCUUGCCCUCGCUGUCCCGCAAGCAGAGGACGGUGCUGGUCAUCUGCGGUCCGGAACAGAACGGCGCUGUGGGGCUGGCAUGUGCCCGGCACCUUCGGGUGUUCGAGUACCAGCCCAGCAUCUUCUGCCCGGUGCGUUCAGCCGACGCGCUGCACCGCGACCUGACCACGCAGUGCGAGAAGAUGGACAUCCCCUUCCUGUCUUUCCUGCCCGCCGAGGUGCGGCUCAUCGAUGACGCAUACGGGCUGGUGGUGGACGCAGUGCUAGGCCCCGGAGUGCGGCCGGCGGAGGCGGGCGGGCCCUGCGCGCGGGCGCUGGCCACGCUGAAGCGGCUUUCCAUCCCGCUCGUGAGCCUGGACGUCCCCUCAGGCUGGGACGCCGAGGCCGGCGGCGACGCGAAGGACGCGGUGCAGCCCGACGUGCUAGUGUCUUUCGCAGCGCCCAAGAGCUGCGCCGGCCGCUUCUCCGGGCGCCACCACUUUGUGGCCGGCAGGUUCGUGCCGGAGGAUGUGCGCCGCAAGUUUGGCCUGCGCCUGCCAAAAUAUACCGGCACCGACUGCGUGGCCGCGCUGUGACUGGCGCGCGCUGGGACCCGCACCAAUAAACAUCACCACCACCUUU
Peromyscus californicus insignis is the source of this 1702-nucleotide messenger RNA. RefSeq names its product YjeF N-terminal domain containing 3 (gene Yjefn3). The coding region runs from base 895 to 1656 and encodes 253 amino acids. The record is from RefSeq and is a predicted model, not a curated record. Gene Ontology annotation, cellular component: mitochondrion. Lineage: Eukaryota; Metazoa; Chordata; Mammalia; Rodentia; Cricetidae. Gene Ontology annotation, molecular function: NAD(P)HX epimerase activity. The transcript is spliced from 4 exons.